AUGGCGCAACAAAAGAUCCACGUGGCCGCGCUAGAUGCAGACAUACCCUGCCUAUCUGUAUACAAAGAGCGAGGUCUAUACAGCUCGCAAUUCCGAACAUUGCUGCAAAAUGCAGCCCAGCGGCUGAACGAAGCCACAGAUCAACCACAGAAUGGACCGAUAUCUGUGCAUGUUACAGCCUUUGACGCCGUAGGCGGAUCUUUGCCACCUCUCGAAACUCUACGAAACCACCAGUCAAACCCUCACGCCGGACCAGUAGGCCCUAUCGACGCGGUCCUAAUUACGGGCUCCGGGUUCUCAGCAUACGAGGACCUUCCCUGGAUCCAUCAACUGAAAUAUUUCAUCCAAACAGUCUACACGCACUACCCAGACGUGAAGAUCUUCGGCUCCUGCUUCGGACACCAGAUCAUAGCCCAAGCAUUACUUUCCAGCAAAGGUGUAACUCCAGAGUCAACAUACCACGUCGAGCACUCACCUACCGGAUAUGAAAUGGGCAUCCAGCCCAUAAUCCUCAACCCGGCGUUCACGGCGCUGUUCCCACCUCUAGCACGCGCGAACCCAUUCCGGAUCCAGCUCAUCCAUGGCGAUGUAGUUGUUCCUACGCCUGCAGCCCUUGCUGCGGGGGAAAUUUCCCUCCCUGCACCAUGGAUGAAUAUCGGUAGUAGUGCGCAGUGCGCCAUUCAGGGAUUGUACAAUCCAGGCCGGGUGCUGGCGUACCAGGGUCAUUUUGAGUUUGAUACUUUUGUCAACAGUGAGCUUAUGGUUGAGUUUGGACGGCGGGCGAAUUGGCCUGCUGGGGAUGUUGCUUCUUAUAUGGAGCAGAUUAAUCGGUCAUUUGUGCCUGGGAAAGAGGAUGAUGAUGACGCUAAGGCUGCUGCUGAGGCGGUUUUGCUUUUCUUUGUUGGUUCCGAUCGGGUCGUUAGUAAUGGGUUGAUGACGCCUCCACUGGUAUAG
Messenger RNA from Penicillium soppii, 954 nucleotides. RefSeq names its product type 1 glutamine amidotransferase. Lineage: Eukaryota; Fungi; Ascomycota; Eurotiomycetes; Eurotiales; Aspergillaceae. The record is from RefSeq and is a predicted model, not a curated record. Gene Ontology annotation, cellular component: nucleus; cytosol. Bases 1 to 954 code for a protein of 317 amino acids. The transcript has a single exon.